Diprion similis is the source of this 1764-nucleotide messenger RNA. It is a transcript of the gene PIG-U, whose product is annotated as phosphatidylinositol glycan anchor biosynthesis class U protein. Gene Ontology annotation, biological process: protein localization to cell surface; attachment of GPI anchor to protein. The transcript has 4 exons. Lineage: Eukaryota; Metazoa; Arthropoda; Insecta; Hymenoptera; Diprionidae. Gene Ontology annotation, cellular component: membrane; GPI-anchor transamidase complex. The record is from RefSeq and is a predicted model, not a curated record. Bases 156 to 1493 code for a protein of 445 amino acids.
GUAAAAGCGUCUCAGGUUAUGAAAAAUGAAGAUUAAACACCUACAUUUGAUGGAGUUGCUAAAUAAUAAAUUAAACUUUUUAACAGUGGACGAAAUCUGAUAAACGUCAACUGUUAUACCACGUACAAAAUAGGGUGUGGUUGUAACCAAUUAUAAUGAGUACUACGCAAAAAUUUGUAUGUUUCGCUUUGGCGGCAUCGAUAAGGUUGCUACUGAUAUAUUCCGAAUAUCAAAAAAUCAUCGCAGACAGAGUCGAAGUAUCCACAGCACUUAAUUCGUGGAAAAAAGUUACUGAGGGAGUCUACCUACGAGAAGCUGGUAUCGAUCCUUACACUGGCGAUCUGUUUCACGAAAGUCCUAUAGGCCUUGUCGUCUUCAGUUAUAUGCAAAAGUAUUUGUCAUCGUGUAUAUUAUGUGGCAUAUUCGUCUUCACGGAUUUGGCCACGGCAUGGAUUCUGGGUCUGACUGCUUAUCGCUACACGACGCAACUAAUUGCCACAGAACAAAAGGACAUCCAGGAACGUAAGAAGCAAUCUAAUGAUACAGAAGUAUCUGCUCUAUCUUCAUCAAUGUCCAUACCAGCGUCCAGCGUUACGUCUUCCGCUUUACUUGUACCUUCAGCUUACCUUUUCAACCCAUACGUAGUUUUUAAUUGUGUAGGAUUAACCACAACGGUUUUUACGAACUUUCUGCUAUCCGUGGCUCUACAUUCCAUGAUAAACAAAUCGAGAUUAUGUAGUUGCUUCACUAUAGCCGUUUUAACAUUACAAGGACUUUAUCCUAUCACUCUGAUGGUACCUGCCACAAUAUACUUGGCACGAAACGAAGAAGGUAAAAGUAAAAAUAUUCCCUACGGAAGUAUCAUUAAGACAAUAGCGAUGUUUAUUAGUAUUCUGACCACAUUAUAUUACCUUUCCUACAAAGUAUCAGGGAGCUGGUCAUUUUUGCACAGUACCAUCGGUUUCAUUUUAACAGUACCUGAUCUGCGGCCCAACAUCGGGCUGUACUGGUACUUCUUCACAGAAAUGUUUGAACACUUUAGGUGGCUAUUUGUUGCAUCAUUUCAAAUAAACGUAGGCCUGCUCUACGUUGCUCCGCUCGCGCUACGAUUUCGUCGCGAUCCUAUGCUCCUGGCCUUCUCAUAUCUCGCAAUCGCGGCUAUUUUCAAAUCCUACCCUUGCUUAGGAGAAGUUGGAUUUUAUAUGGCUCUACUACCGAUGUGGAAGCAUCUGUUUCCGCAUAUGCAGCAAGGAUUUAUUGUCAGCUGCUUCCUUUUGUCCUGCACAGUGUUUGCUCCAACAGUUUGGCACCUGUGGAUUUACUCACGAUCAGCAAAUGCGAACUUUUACUUUGGUGUCACGCUAGCCUUUGCUAUUGCACAAAUAUUUCUAGUUACCGAUGUUCUCUUUGCCAGCGUCAAACGAGAAUUUUCUUUGCGCCACGGCCUGUCUAGAGAAAUCCACGGAAAUACUGGCAAACUUUUACUCGAAUAAGCUCCAUAAGAUGUAUUUUUACACGUACAUUCCGUGUCCAGAUUGUAAUGACGUUCGGAGGUGAAAAAUCAAGAUGUAAUCUAGAGAAGAUGGAACUGCACAUAUAAGCAUUCAUUUGAAAAUUGGAUGCAUAACGUUAAUUACGACGUUCAUAAUUUUUAGUCGAGAAUUCACAAUGAAUUUAAUCUGGCGAAAAUAUCCCGUUAGCCGGGGUAACAACAGUCCCGCGUUAUGACUCACGAACGAUUAAAAAUGUAAUUCAUCAACAUUA